Aphidius gifuensis is the source of this 3203-nucleotide messenger RNA. RefSeq names its product UDP-galactose transporter senju (gene senju). The transcript is spliced from 6 exons. Gene Ontology annotation, biological process: pyrimidine nucleotide-sugar transmembrane transport. Bases 713 to 1759 code for a protein of 348 amino acids. NCBI's taxonomy places the organism in Eukaryota, Metazoa, Arthropoda, Insecta, Hymenoptera, Braconidae. The record is from RefSeq and is a predicted model, not a curated record. Gene Ontology annotation, molecular function: UDP-galactose transmembrane transporter activity. Gene Ontology annotation, cellular component: Golgi membrane.
UUUAUUUAUUUGUUUAUUUAUUUAUUUAUUAAAAGAAUAAAAAAAAAUGACGUUUUUAUUGUCAAAAAAAUGACAACAAAUACUCUAAUAAAACAUACAAUAAUAAUGUCAAUAAGUUAAAAUUAAAAAAUGAGUGUUUUUUUAUCAUUUCCUGGUGAGUUUUAUUAUCAAUAAAAAUGUUUUUAUCAUUAAAAUGGUGUGUUAUCAGAGAAAAACGUCGUCAUGUAUUAGCAAUUGAAUUACCAGAACAAAGUAUUAAUUAAAAUAAAAGCUAUUUUAAUAUUCGACAAUAUUCCCAGUGUAAUUUAUUAUAUUUUUUAAAAAUAUAUAUUUUUUAUUUUAAUUGCAAUUGGCAUGCGCGAUAAAUAACUUGCCAACGAUUGUGUUACAUUUUUAUUCUCAUAUUGCAGAAUUGGAAAUUGGAAUAAAAAUAAAAAGCAUUGUGCAACGUUGCACUUGAUUAUAUUUAUAAAUAAAUUAAAAAAUAAUAAUAAUUAAAUAUUGAUUAUUAAUUGUGAUAAUAAAAUAAUUAAAACUUCAAGACAAAAAAUAUAAUUUUCAUUUUGCAUAACCUGAAUAGCCAUCGACACACAUUUUAUAUGUUGAUGUUAAUGUACAUGUGUGUUUUUUAACAAGUGUAUAUUAUUAUUAAAUAAUAAAUAAACAAUUGAAAUAAAUAUUUAAUUGUUUAUUAUUGAAUGGCAUUUGUAAAAUGGCAAAUGUCAAUUGGGGAGAACUUUUCCCUGGAAGAUGGAGUGCUUUUAUAUUUUUUUCCUACAUGGCACUUUUUAUCAAUCAAGGAAUCAUUGUUACAUGGUCACAAAGCAAAGGUGAUUACAAAUACAACAUAGUCACUGUUGUUCUGUUGACUGAAGUUGUCAAAUUAAUUGUAUCAACAAUAUUAUUUUGCUGGGACAAUAAAAUAUCAGUUUUACUAGUUGACAUUGUUAAACACAAACGAGUAUUUUUUUUAUACAUGGUACCAUCAUUUUUAUAUUGUUUAUACAAUAAUUUAGCAUUUGUUAAUCUUGCUGCUUUUGAUCCAACAACUUAUUAUCUUUUACUACAAUUUCGUGUUGUUAUAACUGGAAUAAUAUUUCAGGUUGUUUUUCAUAAAAAGCUGUCAUCGAAACAAUGGAUUUCGUUGAUAAUAUUGACACUUGGUUGCAUGAUGAAACAUGUGAAUCUCAAUCUAGGUGAAAAUAAAUUUAUUGAAAAUUUUCAUUUAAAUAUAAAUGCAUUUUUUAUAUUUGUACAGACAAUUUGUUCAUGUUUAGCUGGUGUUUACAAUGAGUAUUUAUUAAAAGGUCAAGGUGCAAAUAUAAAUAUUUUUUUACAAAAUGUAUUCAUGUAUAUUGACAGUAUUAUUUGUAAUAUUAUUGUGUUGAUAUUACAAGGAAAUCCUCUGGAUGCAUUUGAAAAUUUUGGACCAAGUAUUCUACAUGAGCCAAAAGUUUUAAUAAUUAUUAUAAACAAUGCAGCAAUUGGUAUUAUAACAAGUUUUUUUUUGAAAAAUUUAAAUUCAAUAUUAAAAACAUUUGCAAGUGCCUUGGAGCUUGUAUUUACAGCAAUUUUAUGUUGGUUUAUAUUUGAUAUUCCAAUUUAUCUUAAUACUGUUUUGGCAAUAACAAUGGUCAGUUAUGCUGUCAUACUUUAUGCCAAAAAUCCAGUUCAAAAUACAACAACAAAUAUUGAUUUACGAAGUAACAACAAGGAAGACUACAUACGUCUACUAGAACCAAAAAUUCAAACUGUAUAAAAUUUGAACAUUCACCUAGCUGAAUGUCUUCCUAAUAUUCAAUCGAAAUUUUAAAAUCAAUAAUACAAUUAAACAUCGAAAUAUGUGAUUAAUAAAAUAACUCAUUAUUUUUAAUUCGAAAAUUAUUUAUAUUAUUUAUUUAUUUAAUCAACAACACGCUUAUUAUUAUUGAUAGAUUUUAGUUUAAAUAAUUUUAAUAACAAUCGAAAUACAACUGCUUUUUUUCUUUGUAGAAAUAAUUUUAUCAGGUGUUGAGUGAAUAAUAACUUUAACUAGUGUAAAUAAAGUCCCUUAAAUUAAAUUAAUCUUGUUAUCGAUAAAAAAUUAAUUAAAUAUAUUAAAGAAAAUAUAUGUGUUUGCGUGAGUUGGCAAGUUAUUGUGUCCAACAAAUAAACUUCUUAGGGACAAUUUGACCUACUUAUUUUUCUUAUUAAUGUACAUUCAAAUUAAUUUUAUUUCUAAAAUUUUGAUAAUCAUCGCAAUAAUAUAUUCAAAGAUAUUGAAUAGAAGAAAAAAUUAAUUUAUUAUGAACUCUUUGUUAUGCAACUUUUAUAAUAUUUAUCAAAAAUUAUUAAAGAAAUAAAUGAAAAUUGUAUAUUUAUAUUAAUUGUCUUGAAUAAUAAAUUGUUUAUAAAAACUUGAUUGAUGUUUUGUUGAAAGAAAAGCUUCUUAUUAACAAAAUAUUUAAGUUUGUUUUUUAAUCGCGUGGAAUUUUUAAAAAUCCAUAUUUAAAAUAAUUGUUAUUAACUGCACCUAGAUGUUCCAAUUUAAAUUGACAUGUCCUCAAAUAAUUUCUCAAGAUCAACAGCUCUAGUUCAACACAUGUAUUAUCGAGGACAUGAUAUCAACUUUUUUUUUGUAUAAAUCUCAAUCAUUUUAUAAUUGUUCUACAUUCGAAAAAAAAAAAAUAAUAAUCAAGUUAAUAGUAAUGAUAAAAGCUCUUUAAUUAAUCGAAAUUAUUGAUUGAUUUUUUUUCGAUAGAAAUUGUGUAGAAUUAAGAGUUGAAAUAGUGUUAUUGUUGAGAGUAAAAUUGACGAUGGAAAAUGAUGUGAUGAUUCCUUUGAAAAUAUACAUGUAAAAUUGAAAAAAUUUAUUAGACAAAGUUUGUUGUUAAGCUCACACUGUAGCUGGUGAGCUGGGGGAUCGUUUUUAGUCGAUAUUCAUGCGCACCAACAACUUAACCGCGAGAUUAUAGUGUACAAUAAGUAAAACUGAGUAAAAUAUUUUGUAAAACCAACAGUAGUCACAUGCCACUCGUUCUCGCUAGUACAAUUGUAAAUAUUUUUUUAAUUAUUCAACAAUUUUAAAUAAAUUAAAUUUAAUAAACUCAUAAAGAAAAAUUAAAAAGAGUGAUUACUUGUGGACAUGUGUAUUGAAUAAUUGAUCAAUCCAACACCUGAUGGAUUAUUAUUUUUGAGAUGAUCUGGAUCGAGUUAUGUCCGGG